AUGGCACUGCUAGGGCUUGAACCUGACCGCUCACCAGUACGGGGAGAGGACACUCCGCCAACAUCCUCGGCAACAAGCCCCCCAGAAACUGUUGGGGAUAUCGUUAAGCACGCGGCCAUUGGCAAUGGCGGCGGGCAAGAUAUUUCUUGGAAGGGUGUCCCUAGAGAAAAGGCAGGUGUGUCUUGCGUGGGAGGAAAAAGCACGAAAAGGUAUGCGAAUUACUACAAAGGGAACACUCUUCAACAGUUGCUGAACGCUACGGAGUACUUUGUUGGGGGUGUUGGCGAUCGCAGACGAAGGAGGCAACUGGUAAAGAAGGAAGAUCCAGAAGAGCCGUCCACCGGCAAACGCAAGCAGACUGCUAAACCACAAACGAGCGCGAAAAAGAUAUCGAAUAGAAAGUCCACCGAGCGAGAAAAGCAGAUCGAGGAGCAGAGCGAACCGAAACAGCAGAUCGAGAGCGCGGAGCAGAGCGGUGGUAGUCCCUGGUUCUUGAACCACGAGACGUCCGACGACGUGAAUAUUACGUGGAGCUUUUUUGACCCAGAGGCAAGUAACAAACGCAAGGAGCUCGAGCUCACCAGCGCAUACACGUUGGUGAAUGAUCGGCUGGACCGAUAUGUUAUGAAGAAUCCGCGCAUCAGGCCCCGCGAGGUGCAUCUUUUGUACCCGCUUUUUGACUAUCAAGAGAAAUACCUCCUGGCAGAAUGCAAGCUCAAUGCCUGGUUCAACCCCAUUGCAGAUAUUGCUCGAGUGAUGGAAUUGACCGCCAUGGUGUACAUGCCGGAAAAGGCUCGAAAGCUAGUGAUUGACUUCGAUAAUCCGCAAAACUGUUUAAUCAGGCGAUGGGACGAUGCUGUGAGCCGGCACGACGGCGACCAGCUAGUCCGACUCGUUGGGGAGUAUAACUCGCUGGUGAUGGAGCUCAGGAAUUCCGGCGAGAUGAUCCAACACAUUCGACAGCGCAAAACGUUCCCGCAACUGCUUGUGCACGAGAUCAUGAACCAGUGCUAUUUGCGGGGAGUUCUUCCUGACUACAGGAAGCUUAGGAGCUACAAGGCGUUUUCUAACUACGUAUACGGCGAACUGAUGCCGACGUUUCUGAGCAGAGCGUUCAAGCAGUGCAAUCUGUCGCACACCAAGGUUUUCAUUGAUCUGGGUUCCGGAGUCGGCAAUUGCACCAUCCAGGCAGCAUUGGAGCAUGGAUGUGAGAGCUACGGCGUCGAGAUCAUGGACCACGCAUCGCGACUGUGCAGGCUUCAGACCGAGGAGUUUGAGAAAAGAUGCGCCAUCUGGGGAGUGAAGCACGGGGCAAUGAAGUUUUUCCUUGGCGAGUCGUUUGUGGACAACGCGCCUGUCCAGCAGAUUAUCGACCGCAGCGACGUGAUUCUGGUGAAUAACUAUCUUUUCGACUCGGAGCUCUCGAAGAGAGUGGUCGAUCUGUUUUCAAAUCUCAGAGCAGGCACGCAGAUCAUCAGUCUCAAGCCGAUUGUGCCUCCAGGGUACACAAUCUCGUGGGGCCAUCCGGAAUCGAUCUUGAGCCGGAUGAGGUGCACAAGAUACACGUACGCGGAGAACGACGUGAGCUGGACGUCGAAAGGCGGGUUCUACUACAUCACACAGGUUUUGCCGCACAUCAACGAAGAGUAUCUCAAGGCGCUGCCUGCGAGGUCGCAGCGGACGCGCGGCAAGGAGCUGGUGCUGAACGCGUUCACCAACAACGUUUAA
Ogataea haglerorum is the source of this 1728-nucleotide messenger RNA. RefSeq lists its product as uncharacterized. Gene Ontology annotation, cellular component: nucleus. NCBI's taxonomy places the organism in Eukaryota, Fungi, Ascomycota, Pichiomycetes, Pichiales, Pichiaceae. Bases 1 to 1728 code for a protein of 575 amino acids. Gene Ontology annotation, biological process: DNA repair; regulation of transcription regulatory region DNA binding; DNA damage checkpoint signaling. The transcript has a single exon. The record is from RefSeq and is a predicted model, not a curated record. Gene Ontology annotation, molecular function: histone H3K79 methyltransferase activity.